GUUUGAGUGUAGCAGCAAGAACUAGUGAGCCUAGGGUUUCUUCUGUUGGACUAGAUUUGGGCUUGUAGUGACAGUUCACAAGAAGGGGCUGAAUCCCACACACAUUUGGAAAGUUCCAGAGCGGUGAUGUCUUUCAAGACAGUGUGUUGCUCUUCAGCUACAACUUCACUGGAAUAGAAUGCAAGGAGAUUUAUAGAUCUUCAAAUCUUUCAAAUCUGGGAAAAAUGGCUUUCAUUUGUUUGGAUGUCAGAUGCCUAUGUAUUUUUCUUCUUUGCAAAGCAUUUGGCUAUACUUUGUCUUCAAGCAUGGAAAUAAAAGUUAAUCCUCCUCAGGACUUCGAAAUAGUGGAUCCUGGAUAUUUAGGUUAUCUUUAUUUGCAAUGGCAACCUCCUCUGGCUGUGGAUAAUUUUAAGGAAUGCACAAUAGAAUAUGAAUUAAAAUACCGAAACGUUGAUAGUGAAAGAUGGAAGACUAUUGUUACUAAGAAUCUACAUUACAAAGAUGGGUUUGAUCUUAACAAGGGUGUUGAAGCAAAGAUACACACGCUUUUAUCAACGCAUUGCACAAAUGGAUCAGAAGUUCGGAGUUCAUGGUCAGAAGCUACUUAUUGGAAAUCUGAACCAGGAAGUCUGGAGACUAAAAUUCAGGAUAUGGAUUGUGUGUAUUACAACUGGCAAUAUUUACUGUGUUCUUGGAAACCUGGCAUAGGUGUACACUUUGAUACCAAUUACACCUUGUUCUACUGGUAUGAAGGCUUGGACAAUGUAUUACAGUGUGCCGAUUAUAUCAAGGAGAAUGGAAAAAAUAUUGGAUGCAGGUUUCCAAACUUGGAGUCAUCAGACUAUAAAGAUUUUUUUAUCUGUGUCAAUGGCUCAUCAGAAUCCAAUCCUAUUAGAUCCAGCUAUUUCAUUUUUGAGCUUCAAAAUAUAGUUAAACCUCUGCCUCCAGAUUAUCUUAGUCUUACUGUGAAGAAUUCAUUUGAAAUUAACCUGAAAUGGAGCACACCUAAAGGACCCAUUCCAGCAAGAUGUUUUAUUUAUGAAAUUUUGUUCACAGAAGCUGAUAAUUCUUGGAUGACUCACACAGUUGAAAAUGAAAUGCACAUCACAAGAACGUUAAAUGAAAGCCAAGAAUUAUGCUUUUUAGUACGAAGCAAAGUGAACAUUUAUUGCUCAGAUGAUGGGAUUUGGAGUGAGUGGAGCGAUGAACGAUGCUGGGAAGGUGAUGGACAGAAGGAAACUUGGAUAUUUUUUAUGAUACCAUUGGGUCUUAUUUCAUCAUUUGUUUUGUUACUAACUUGUCUGCUUUUGCAUAAGCAAAAAGCUUUACUGAAAUCAAUUUUCCAUAUGAAGAAAGAAGUUUUUUCUCAUCAGGAGACACUCUUUUGACUUAUCAAUUUCCAUUUACAUGACCAAGUGUUAAAUAUCAGUCUUAUGAAGCUGAAAUUCUUCUUUAAAUGUUGAAGACAUCUCAUUAUAAAACAUAGUUGUAUGUAAAUUGGCUUUAGAAUAUGCAAACCCUGAUGCUAGCAAUACAUUUGCUGGAUUCUACUAAUAGGUUUCUUCUACAUAAAUCUGUGGUGAAAGUGCUGCAUGUAGAGUCAAGGGAUGAGCCAGAGUUUGUUCAAAUGAUGCAUUAAUAAAACAGCGUGCUUUUGCAGUCUUCACUAAGUCAUGGAUAUAUUGCCAAAUAUUGGAAAAUGAAGUUUAGUAUUUUCCUUUUGUCACUGGUGUUGUUUUAAACUGCACUCUGGCUGAAAGUAUCCACCAUGAGAUUGUGUGGCAUUAAAAGUAACCUGCGGAGUAAAUAAAUAGGGAACAAUAAAUUUUAAAUAUGUUCAAAGGCUCAAA
This is a messenger RNA of Chinchilla lanigera (long-tailed chinchilla), 1850 nucleotides long. It is a transcript of the gene Il13ra2, whose product is annotated as interleukin 13 receptor, alpha 2. The transcript has 12 exons. Gene Ontology annotation, molecular function: cytokine receptor activity; protein binding. Bases 225 to 1388 code for a protein of 387 amino acids. Gene Ontology annotation, cellular component: membrane; external side of plasma membrane. The record is from RefSeq and is a predicted model, not a curated record. NCBI's taxonomy places the organism in Eukaryota, Metazoa, Chordata, Mammalia, Rodentia, Chinchillidae. Gene Ontology annotation, biological process: cytokine-mediated signaling pathway.